UCCCAGCAAGUAUAAAAGUUCUAGGUUUCUUUCCAAACUCCCUCCCCUGAUCCCACGAAUCCCUCUCAAUGGAACCCACUUCUUGCCGCUACUCCCCUGUGGCCAUGGAUGAUUACUCCAAGAAGCUGGAGGACCGCAAGCUGCCAGGGCGGGUGGGGAUUGUGGGGGUCCUGCUGGGCCUACUGGUGGUGGGUCUGUUUGUGGCGGUCGGCGUUCUCGCUGCCAAGGCCAAUAGCCCAGCUUGCAAGGAUGGCCUCCGAGCUGAGCAGGAGUGUCGAAACAUCACCCACUUCCUGGAGCAGGAGCUGACCCAGGCCCAGGAUGCCUUGCGGGGCACUGAGGCCCAAGCUGCCACUUGUAACCAGACUGUGGAGACCCUGAAGAUUUCCCUGGAAGAGGAGAAGGCUGGGGGCCGCAAGCAACAGGAGCUGGUGCAGAAGCUUCAAGAGCAGAUCAAGUCAUUGAAUCAGUCGCUGCAGGACAAAUCCGCAGAUCUAGAUAAGAAAUCCGAGGAGCUGCAGAAAACAUCCACGGAGCUGCAGGAGAAAUAUGAGGAGGUGAAACAACUAAGACAAGAGAAGGAGGCCUUGGUCUCUGCCAAGUGCCCCCCCAACUCCGGGAUCAGCCUCCGUCUCUCCGUGACCCCUGUGCUCCUGACCCUGAGCCUCCAGGCCCUGCUGGCCUGAGGUCCCAGGAAGCCUGCAGGCAAAGCCAUUCUAACCUGGCUGAGCCCAGGGCCAAGGGGAUGAACCUCAGAAUGCUGUCCCUGCUCCUUCUCUGAGUCUCCUCUCAUCUUGGAAAGAUAACAACCUGGUCCUAAGGCACUCUCUCUCACUUGGCCGGUAUUAUUAUAAUAAAUUUUCAGAUACCAUUCAA
Messenger RNA from Pipistrellus kuhlii (Kuhl's pipistrelle), 876 nucleotides. RefSeq names its product bone marrow stromal antigen 2. The record is from RefSeq and is a predicted model, not a curated record. Bases 69 to 686 code for a protein of 205 amino acids. Gene Ontology annotation, molecular function: metalloendopeptidase inhibitor activity. The transcript has 5 exons. Gene Ontology annotation, biological process: innate immune response; defense response to virus. Gene Ontology annotation, cellular component: cell surface; Golgi apparatus. NCBI's taxonomy places the organism in Eukaryota, Metazoa, Chordata, Mammalia, Chiroptera, Vespertilionidae.